Molecule: messenger RNA, 405 nt
Organism: Neltuma alba
Lineage: Eukaryota; Viridiplantae; Streptophyta; Magnoliopsida; Fabales; Fabaceae
Product: probable LRR receptor-like serine/threonine-protein kinase At1g56140
Exons: 5
Cellular component (GO): plasma membrane
Molecular function (GO): protein binding
Source: RefSeq, a predicted model, not a curated record
CUUUAUCAUAUAUUUAUCCUAAUUAAGAGCUUCGGCAUCAAUUCCUUGUCAGGGAAGCUUCCCAAGGAAUUGGGAAACCUUAUUGAGCUAACAUUAUUGGCUCUUGGAUCCAACAACUUCUAUUGUUCUAUCCCAUCUGAACUAGGGAAACUUGUGAAGUGGGAACAACUCUAUUUAGAUAGUUCAGGACUAAGUGGUCAGAUUCCUCCCACUUUUGCUAAUCUUAAAAACCUAGCGACAGUAUGGGCUUCAGACAUGGAACUCACAAGCAGGAUACCGGACUUCAUAGGAAAUUGGUUUAAGCUUACAGUCUUGAGGUUUCAGGGUAAUUCUUUUGAAGGCCCAAUACCAUCAUCAUUUAGCAAUCUGACUUCUCUUGCAGAGUUGUAAAUGCCAUAGCUAUUU